Molecule: messenger RNA, 423 nt
Organism: Colletotrichum truncatum
Lineage: Eukaryota; Fungi; Ascomycota; Sordariomycetes; Glomerellales; Glomerellaceae
Source: RefSeq, a predicted model, not a curated record
AUGCCUAAUUCACGGAAUUUAUCAGAUUUAGAAGAGAAGACAAUAGUUGAGUAUAUUCUCGACCUAGAUGCGCGAUCAUUUCCUCCCCGGCUGAGUGGUGUGGAAGAAAUGGCCAAUCGACUUCUCGCAGAGCGCGACGCGCCUCCAGUUGGGAAGCGCUGGGCUUCUAAUUUCGUCAAGCGACAACCACAGCUUAGGACGCGUUUCUUUCGCAAGUAUGACUAUAAGAGAGCUCAAUGCGAAGAUCCAGAGGUGAUUCGUGGCUGGUUUUCGCUUGUGAAGAAUACAAUUGCGAAGUAUGGUAUUGCUGAUGCUGAUAUCUACAACUUUGAUGAGACCGGCUUUAUGAUGGGCGUUAUUUGUUACGGCCAGCUAUCUGACAGUAGGGUUCUGCUAACAGAAGGUGCAGGGUCGUUCUGGUAG